Messenger RNA from Centruroides sculpturatus (bark scorpion), 4763 nucleotides. RefSeq lists its product as uncharacterized. Gene Ontology annotation, molecular function: nucleic acid binding. Lineage: Eukaryota; Metazoa; Arthropoda; Arachnida; Scorpiones; Buthidae. Gene Ontology annotation, biological process: DNA integration. The record is from RefSeq and is a predicted model, not a curated record.
UUGGAUACAGACGAACUUUCAGUUGGAGUGAAGAUCUACUUCAAGUAUUGGACGUUGGACUAUUGCUUUAGUUAAAGGAUCUUUUGCUUUAGUUGUUCAGGUACGAUAUUUCUAGUUUAUUAAAAAUGGAUCUAAAGGCAUUGUCGAUAAAAAAGAGAGUUGUCAAGAGUAGUCUUACUAGACUAAGAGAGAAAAUUCUGGGGAAUGUUGACGACUCAGAUAGUGUGCAACUUGAUCUUUACCGUUCGAAAUUGGGUGCAAUUGCUAAUGAAGUAAAGGAGGUCUUUGAGAGACUGUUUGAUAUUUGUAAGGAAGACGAAAUAGAACAAUAUAUUGAGGAAAGUCAAAUAGCACAAGAUUCGAUUGAUGAGUUGAUAUUAGUGAUAGAUAGAACAAAUUUAAAAUUGGAAAAUAGUAAUAGUAUAUCCAACGUUGAUAAAGCUAGUGGAAUGUCAGAUUUAAAAUUACCUAAAUUAACAUUGCCCUCAUUUAGUGGUAAUUUUGAGGAAUGGCUGCCAUUUAGUGACCUGUUCCAAGCAGCUAUUACAAACAAUGGAAAAUUGUCAGGUGCUCAAAAACUACAGUAUUUAAAGUGUUCAUUAAAAGGAGAAGCUUUAAAAAUCAUACAAUCCCUAUCCAUUUGUGAUCGAAAUUUCAAAAUUGCAUGGGAACUACUUUCCCAACGAUAUUCUCGGAAAAGAGAAUUGGUAGCUUCGUUAAUUAAGAAGAUAUUGAGUUUGCCAACAUUAAAUUAUGAAAAUGUGGCACAGAUUUUAAAUAUUGUUGACUCAACUACAGAGUGUAUUCGAUCCUUAGAAGCUCUAAAUUUUAAUAUAGAUGAGUUUUCGAGCAUAUUAUUUAUGUUCAUUAUUCAAUUUAAAUUGGAUGCAACAACCAGAGGCUGGUGGGAGCACUCACUUAAAGGUGAUGAUAUUCCUCCAUUAAAUGACUUAUUAGAAUUUUUGAAGGGUCAUGUUAGAACUCUACAGCCAACCAAAACACAGAUGAAUAAAAGAUUCAUGCCUAAGGUUACAUCUCUCUCGUCUCAAAUGAAGGGACAAUGUGCAUGCUGUAAGGGAGACCACGCUUUAUACAAAUGUACUAAAUUUCAGAAGCUUAAGGUACAGGACAGAAUAGAGUUAGCAAAAAGGGAAGGUUUGUGCUUUAAUUGUUUGUCGAAAAAUCACAGGGUGAGAAAUUGCACUGUCAAUGCUUCUUGUUUAAACUGCAAGAGAAGACACAACUCACUCUUGUGUUAUGGAAAGGAAAGAAAUUCCAUCUCUAAGGUAGACUCCGAGUCAAAUCCACAAACUAGCCUUUCAUCCAUGAAUUCAAGUAUAUGUCCUGAGAUGACGAAAGAGACAAUUUGUAAGUCAAUUUGUGCCUCACAUUGUGAAGGAGGGUCAAGAAAGAAUGCAAACAACCAAGUUCUAUUAUGUACUGCUCAAAUUAAGGUUUUAAAUUCUAACAACGAAUGGGUAGAAUGUCGAUGUUUAUUAGACUCAGGAAGUCAGAGAUCAUUUAUUUCUAAAGAGUGUGUGACAAAAUUAGGAUUAAAUGUAAGGGACAGUACAAUUUCGGUUUCAUGUUUAGGCGCAUUCACCACUAUGAGCAAUGGAGAGGUUGAAUUGAUAUUUACUUCACAUUUUAAAAGUGAACUGCGUGCUUCUACUUCUGCCUUUGUAAUAGAAAGAGUCACUGAAAACCUUCCAUAUGUUUCAUUACCUUCAGAGAUUUGCACUGACUUUAGUGAUCUUAUUUUGGCCGAUCCUUUCUUUUAUAUUUCAAGGAACAUAGAUAUCCUGUUUGGCGUAAAUGUAUUUCUGUCGUUAAUCAAUGGAAAUUUAAUUAAACGUAGUAUGAGCUGUCCAUUUGCAUUGAGUUCUAAAUUGGGUUGGAUUAUCUCAGGCAAAGUGACCUUUGAAUCCCAUGAGCCCAACAGAGUUGUGGUGAAUCAUUCGUGUGUAAAAACGGAUGAGUUAGUGAGAUCAUUUUGGGAACUUGAAAAUAUUCCCUCAUCUCGAUUAUUAAGUACUGAGGAAAAGUUGUGUGAAAUUCAGUUCGAGAAAAGUGUUUGGAGAGAUGAUCACGGACGAUAUUAUGUUGCAUUACCCUUUAAACCCGAUAGAAAGGCGUUAGGAGAUUCUCGUGUUGCUGCCCUUAGAAGACUUUACAGUUUAGAAAGGAGACUCGCUAUGAAGCCAGAUAUCUAUAAUCAGUACCGACAAUUUAUGCAGGAAUAUUUGUCGUUAGGACAUAUGGAGUUAAUCUCACCUAAUUGUAAAGACUUAGAAAAUCAACAUUAUUAUAUCCCUCAUCAUUAUAUAAUAAAGGAAUCAAGUUUAACGACCAAGUUGAGAGUAGUGUUUGAUGGCAGCACAAAAUCUUCAUCAGGUAUUUCCCUUAAUGAUACCUUAAUGAUUGGUCCAAAAACCCAGGAAGAUUUGAUUAAUAUACUUUUAAGAUUUCGUUGUCACAAUAUUGCAAUAACAGCUGAUAUCAAGCAGAUGUAUCGACAGGUGAAGGUUAGACCUGAGGAUUGUGACUUUCAACGAAUAGUUUGGAGAGAGAGUUCAGAAAUGCCAAUACAAACUUUUCGUCUUAACACAGUCACCUAUGGAACAACAUCAGCUCCAUAUUUGGCUACGAGAGCUUUGAAGCAGUUAGCGAUUGAUGAGAGUGUAGAGUUUCCGAGAGCCUCAAAAAUAGUAUUGCGAGAUUUCUAUGUGGAUGACAUGUUGACUGGUGUAAACAACUCUGAAAUGGGUAAGGAACUGAUUAAUGAAUUAAUUCAAUUAUUAGGUAGAGGUGGAUUUGAGCUCCACAAAUGGUUCACAAGUGAACUAUCUAUGUUAAAGGAUGUGCAUGGCGGUUCGUUAGAUGACAUGUAUCAUACAGCUAGUGGAACUAGGGUGAUAGAGAUUUUAUGUCUGGAGUGGCAUCCCAGAGAAUAUAUUUUCAGACGUGACUUAUGGUGGAAUGGCCCUGAAUGGCUGAUGUCCAAUGACAUCCCAUUCACCAAGAAUAUACCUAUUUGUGAUGCAGCAUUAAGGGAGGAGGAGCGUAAACAUGCUACUUGUAGUGUUAGCACAAGCAUAGAAGAGCUGCCUGUCAUUAGUAAAAUAUCAUCAUUUGUAAAACUUCAACGAAUCAUGGCGUGGUGCCUAAGAUUUAUAACAAAUGCAAAAUUAUCACCUCCUGAUAGGAUCUAUGGGCAUCUUACAACCAAGGAAUUAAGAGAAGGUUUAAUCUGCAUCAUCAAAAAUGUUCAAACAAUAAGCUUUUCGGAAGAAAUAAAGUGCAUUCAGUCUGGGAAAUCGUUGCCAAAAAGUUUCAAAAUAAGUAAUUUAUGUCCAUUUUUAGAUAAUUAUAAUAUAUUAAGAGUUGGAGGCAGAUUGCAGAAUUCCACCCUCAAUUUUUAUAAGAAACAUCCUGCAAUACUGCCUGCUAAACAUUAUUUGACUAAAUGUAUUUUAACCUACUUUCAUAGGAAAUAUCUACAUCUUACCGGACAGGCUUUAUUGUAUCAAGUGAGACAGAUGUUCUGGCCUUUAAAUGGAAGAUCACUCUGCAGAAAGGUUGUUCAUGAAUGUAUUACUUGCUUUAAGGCUAAACCAGUUGUUUCUCAGCCUUUAGGUAAUCUACCUUAUGAGAGAGUGAACCAAAAUUAUGCGUUCAACUGUACAGGAAUUGACUUUUGUGGACCAUUUCUCAUAAAAAUAUAAGAAUCAAAGAAGAGGUACAGUACGUAUAAUAAAAUUUAUGUGUGUAUCUUUAUUUGCUUGGUGACUCGAGCCAUACAUCUUGAAAUAGUAUCUGAGCUCACAUUUGAUUCAUUUAUUGCAACAUUAAAGAGAUUUUUCUCGAGACGCGGUAAAAGUGCCAAAUUAUUUACGGAUAAUGCAAAAACAUUUAUUGGAGCCCAGGCAGAAUUGAAACAAUUGUACAAUAUGGUAAAUAAGCCAAAUGAAAAAUUGGUUAGUUAUUUGUCAUCAGAAAACAUUCAGUGGAACUUCAACCCCCCUAGAGCCCCAAACUUCGGUGGAUUGUGGGAGGCAGGAGUUAAAUCGUUCAAGUAUCACUUAAAAAAAGUUGUAGGUGGUACAAUCUUGACAUUAGAAGAGUUUCUCACAAUCACCAAUCAAAUCGAGGGAAUUUUAAACAGUCGCCCCAUUUCCUCGUUAUCAGUGGAUCCAGAUGAUCUUGAGGUAUUAACACCUGCUCAUUUCAUUAUAGGUAGACCAAUUGACACGCUACCAGAUAUUGAUCUUAAAUCUCUAUCAAACAAUAGACUUUCACAUUGGCAACGUGUAACAAAAAUGACGCAAAUCAUUUGGAAACGGUGGACUAAUACAUAUUUAAAUAAUUUACAACAACAGAAUAAGUGGAUGAUUGAAAGAGAAAAUAUUAAAAUAGGGACAUUAGUCAUUAUCAAGGAAGAUAAUAUACCUAUCUUUAAGUGGUUAGUGGGAAGAAUUACAGAAGUUUUCCCAGGGUCUGAUGGUAAAGUAAGAGUUGUAAGUGUAAAAACAAAAAAUGGUGUAUUUAAACGCAGUGUAUCGAAAAACUGCUAUAUAUUAUGUGGAUAUCGAGCUGAUAAUCAUGGAGUCCUACGAAAAGUCAUACAUUAUUGUCAAAUCUUCUGUAAAAAGGUUGACAGAGAACAGAAUAGAGAACAAAAAGAAGUAUUAGCAGUUAGGACUAAGAUUGUAGAUGCUAGCAGCUGCAUAUAUCAUGAAAGCAAGAUACUUGCUUGGAAGUAG